This is a messenger RNA of Elephantulus edwardii (Cape elephant shrew), 1611 nucleotides long. RefSeq names its product protein disulfide isomerase family A, member 2 (gene PDIA2). Gene Ontology annotation, cellular component: endoplasmic reticulum. Bases 1 to 1611 code for a protein of 536 amino acids. Gene Ontology annotation, molecular function: protein disulfide isomerase activity. The record is from RefSeq and is a predicted model, not a curated record. NCBI's taxonomy places the organism in Eukaryota, Metazoa, Chordata, Mammalia, Macroscelidea, Macroscelididae. Gene Ontology annotation, biological process: protein folding; response to endoplasmic reticulum stress. The transcript is spliced from 11 exons.
AUGGACUGCCAGCUGCUGCCCGUGUUGCUGCUGCUUUUGCUGAAGGCCUCAGUCUUAUGGGGCCAGGGGUCAGGGCCCCAUGAGCCUUCUGGAGAGCCCCCAGAGCAGGUCCCUCAGGGGGUCCCAGAGGAGGACGGGGUCCUAGUGCUGAAUGGCAGCACCUUGACCCUGGCCCUGCAGGAGCACUCAGCUCUGCUGGUGGAAUUCUAUGCCCCGUGGUGUGGGCACUGCAAGGCCCUGGCCCCAGAAUACAGCAAGGCAGCCAAGCUGCUGGCAGCAGAGUCUGUGAGGGUCACGCUGGCCAAGGUGGACGGGCCUGCAGCGGAGGAGCUGGCUCAGGAGUUUGAAGUGACUGGGUAUCCUACAAUCAAGUUUUUCCGAGAUGGGAACAGAACACAUCCAGAGGACUAUACAGGUCCGCCAAAGGCUGAGGGCAUCGUCAAGUGGCUGAUGCGAAGGGUUGGGCCCAGUGCUUCCAAGCUGGAAACCGAGGGGGACGCCCAAGCACUAAUAGAGGCCCAGGACCUGGUAGUCAUCGGCUUCUUCCAGGACCUACAGGACGACAGUGUGGCCACCUUCUUGGCCUUGGCCCGGGAUGCUCUUGACAUGACCUUCGGCCUCACUGACCAGCCACAACUCUUCCAAAAGUUUGGUCUAACCAAGGACACUGUGGUCCUCUUUAAGAAGUUUGAUGAGGGUCGGGCUGACUUUCCUGUGGACGAGGAGCUGGGCCUGGACCAGGCCGACCUGUCUCGGUUCCUGCUCACACACAGCAUGCACCUGGUCACAGAAUUCAACAGUGAGACCUCCCCAAAGAUCUUUGCUGCCCGGAUCCUGAACCACCUGCUCCUAUUCAUCAAUCAGAGGCUGGCCUCACACAGGGAGCUCCUGGAAGACUUCCGGGAGGCAGCUCCCCCAUUUCGGGGGCAGGUGCUGUUUGUGGUGGUGGAUGUGGCUGGAGACAAUGAUCACGUGCUUCAGUACUUUGGCAUGAAGGCCCAGGAGGCCCCAACUCUCCGCUUUGUAAACAUUGAGACUACCAAGAAGUAUGCGCCUGCAGAUGGGUUAUCAGUCACCCCAGAUAGUGUCUCAGCCUUCUGCCACUCAGUCCUCAAUGGUGAGAUCAAGCCCUAUCGCCUAAGUCAGGACAUCCCACCUGACUGGGACCAGCGGCCUGUGAAGACUCUCGUGGGCAAGAAUUUCGAGCAGGUGGCUUUUGAUGAGAACAAGAACGUGUUUGUCAAGUUCUAUGCCCCUUGGUGCACACACUGCAAAGAGAUGGCUGCAGCCUGGGAGGCACUGGCUGAAAAGUACAGCGACAGGCAGGACAUCAUCAUUGCUGAACUGGAUGCCACGGCCAAUGAGCUGGAGGCCUUUGCUGUGCAUGGCUUUCCUACCCUCAAGUACUUCCCAGCAGGGCCAGGCCGGAAGGUGAUUGAAUACAAAAGUGCCAGAGACCUGGAGACCUUGUCCAAGUUCCUGGACAAUGGGGGCGAACUUCCAGUGGAGGAGCCUGCAGAUCUUCCUAAAGCACCCUUUCCAAAUUCUGAGGUGGGCCUGAACCUCUUCCAGAUGGCCAACUCUACCACGGCAUCCAAAGAGGAGCUGUAG